Sphaeroforma arctica JP610 is the source of this 435-nucleotide messenger RNA. RefSeq lists its product as hypothetical. The transcript has a single exon. Gene Ontology annotation, molecular function: protein phosphatase regulator activity; protein binding. Gene Ontology annotation, biological process: protein dephosphorylation. The record is from RefSeq and is a predicted model, not a curated record. NCBI's taxonomy places the organism in Eukaryota, Ichthyosporea, Ichthyophonida. Gene Ontology annotation, cellular component: protein phosphatase type 2A complex; cytoplasm. The annotation marks the transcript as partial.
GCGCUGGCUCUUCCCCUAGCUGGACAACCCGAUGUAGUGGACGCCUACGUACGUCUACUGAAAGAUCAAGAGGCUGAGGUGCGUACGGCUGCCUCUAAGGGCAUCCCUGGCUUCUGCAACAACCUAGACGAGGAGAAGCGACAGGACGUCACACUACAGCUUAUCCUCCCGACGGUAAAGGCUCUAGUAAUGGACUCCUCUCAGCACGUGCGAGCGGCACUGGCGUCGCGUAUUAUGGACCUGGCCCCUACGCUGGGAAAGACGCUCACCAUCGAGCACCUGCUGCCACUCUUCUUACAGCUGCUCAAGGACGAGUUUCCCGAGGUUCGGCUCAAUAUCAUCUCCAAGCUGGAGGCUGUGAACUCGGUGAUUGGCAUUGAUCUGCUCUCACAGUCUUUGCUGCCGGCGAUUGUCGAGCUUGCGGAGGACCGACAG